AUGCUGGGCACGCGCACACAGACAUUCGCGUACCGGCGCAACAAGCGGCAAGGCGGCAUGAGCAUGAGCGUAAGCGAGAGAUACCUACGCAGCGACAUCCCUGCCUCAGCACACACUGCACGCAGUGCACGCAGAACCGACCGAGGGCCCAUUCUGGUGCCGGACGUGGGCGCGCUUAGCAGGUUUAUGGAGCUGUGGGAGCAGCAGGACGCGCUGAAAAACAUGGUGUUCUGCCAGACUGUGCUGGAUGCGCUGGACCGCAGAGGCAGGACGCGCAGCUUGAAGAACAUCAGGCGCAUCGCCAUGGAUGAGCGCAGGCAUGCGGUGGUUUUUGCCAACGAGGUGUUUGCUGCCACCGGCGUCGAGCCUCAAGAGGCCCGCUGGUAUGCCGCGCAUCUGGGUGAGCGCGCCAUUGUGGUGACUCUCGAGGUCGCCGAGAUGGGCGGGCUUCUCGCCAGCGAAUACCCGGAGCUCAGCGCGCACUUUGCGGCCGUGCAUGCGGCCACAGCGGACAGCGACAUGGACGUGUCGGCGCGGACGCCCUUGGAGCACGCACGCCACCGGCUCCGCGCGCAGUCGGCGGCAACUGACUACGCGCGCCACUGGCCGGACGCCGACAUCCAGGCGGGGCUGCGGGCGGGCGCGCUGGUCAAGGGCACGGUGCGCCUGGCGCGCCGCGGCACCUUGGGCGUGGUCGAGCGGCGCGGCGCCGAGCCCAUCGCCGUGGCUGGCCGCGCGGCGCUCAACCGCGCGUGCGCCGGCGACACAGUGGUCGUGCGGCUGCUCAGCGACUCGGGCAGCGACUCGGACGGCCUUGACGACGCGGACGGCCUUGGCGACGCGGGCGGCCUUGGCGGCGCGGGCGCAUUCGCCACCACAGCCGCCGACCGGCUGCGCGGCGUGGUCGUCGGCAUUGCGCAGCGCAGCUGGCGGCCGUUUGUCGCAACGCUGCAGGCGGACGAGGGCGGCGGCGCACGGCACCUGGCGGUGCCCGUGGACUCGCGCGUGCCCAAGAUCCGCAUGCACUACAUGGACGCGGCGCAGCUCGCCGGCGUGUACUUUGUGGUGGUCGUGGACGCGUGGCCGGCCGACGCGCCGCACCCGGUCGGCCACUACGUGCGCACGCUCGGGCCCACUGGCUCGGUGGACUCCGAGGUCGACGCCAUCCUGGUCGAGCGCCAGAUCGCCGCGUCGCAGCGCACGCUGGCGUUCCCCGCCGCCGUGCUGCGCGAAAUGCCUGUGGCCUGGGCGCCCAGCGAGGCGGACGUUGCCGGCCGCCGGGACGUGCGCGACUGGCUGGUGUUCAGCGUCGACCCCAGCGGCUGCCGCGACAUCGACGACGCCAUGUCCGCGCGCCGCGUCGGCGGCCACCUGGAGGCGCGCGCGCGCGGCACCACCGUGUACCUGGCCGACCGCCGCUUCAACAUGCUGCCCGAGGUGCUCAGCGAGGACGUCUGCUCGCUGCACGCGGGUGUCGACCGCCUGGCCGUCUCGGUGGUCUGGGUGCUGGACGCAGACAUGCAGGUGGUGCGCACGUGGUUCGGCCGCACUCUACGGCCAGGCGCAGGAUCUGCUGGACGGCCGCCCGGCGGCCGCCUGGGCGGGCAGGCACGGGCGAUCGCAGGCGCGCUGGGAGACCUGGCGGCCGUCAUGCGGCGGCGCAGGGCGCGGCGCAUGGCGCAGGGCGCGCUGGAGCUGGCCGGCAGCGAGGUUGGCUUCAAGUUCGACGCGGAUACGCGCCAGGUCGUUGGCGCCGCGCCGAAGCCCGCGCUGGAGACGCACCGCAUGGUCGAGGAGGCCAUGGUCAUGGCCAACGAGGCUGUCGCGUGCCGCAUCGCCGAUGCCUUCCCGCGCGCGGCGCUGCUCCGCCGCCACCGCAGCCCGACGCCCGAGCGCUUUGCGCGCCUCGGCGCCGCCCUCGGCGCGCGCAACAUCCCCGUCGACUGCUCGAGCAGCGCGGCGCUGGCCAAGUCCCUGCUGGCUGUCGCGCGCGACGAGCACCCGGCGCUGGCGCUCUUGGCCCGUGCCAUGGCGACGAUGGCCAUGCAGGAGGCCGAGUACCUUGCGGCGGCGGACUGCAAUGGCGCCGCGGAGCUCCGCCAUUACGGGCUGGCGCUGGACCACUACACGCACUUCACCAGCCCGAUCCGCCGCUACGCCGACGUGGUCGUCCACCGCCAGCUGCUGGCCGCACUCGACCAGGCGGCGGAGCCAGAAGCUCUGCAGUGGGAGUGGACGGCUCGCACGGCGUUGCUUCUAAACGAGCGCAACCGCAUGUCCAAGCUGGCACAGCGCGACUCUACGGAGCUCUUCCAGGCGCUCUACAUCAAAGCGCAUCUCCAGGGAACCGUGGUCCGCGGCGUGGUCUCGGAGGUGCGCGAGAACGGGCUUGUCGUUUUUGUGCCGUCCCUGGGCCUGCGUGCCCCUGUGCGGUUGCGCGACCGCGAGCAGAUCAAAGAUGCCGAUGUGUUUAUUGACGGAUGCAAGGAGUUCAACCCUGAGCCUACCCGGCUUUCGGUUGUCUUGGCGCCUGGGCCUGGGCCUGGGCCUGGGCCUGGCCUGGGAAUACCCGUGGCGUCUGGGAGGAGGCGCCCGCAGGUGUACUUGACCCUGAUGGCGAAUGAGGGGAUGCCGAUGACCUGGGACAAGCCUGUGCGCAAGCCUGGGCCCUGGCUUGCUGCCUUGAAGGGCGCCAAGGGCGCGGAUCAGCAGCAGUCUUUACCACCACCACUACCAGCAGCAGCAGCAGCAGCGGCGGCGGCGCCGAUACCAUUGCCACCUGCCACGUACUAUUCGGUGUUGGAAAAGUUUGCUGCAAUGUCUAUCCUAGAAACCUCAUGUGAUAUCCAGGCCCUGUGA
Molecule: messenger RNA, 2859 nt
Organism: Kickxella alabastrina
Lineage: Eukaryota; Fungi; Kickxellomycota; Kickxellomycetes; Kickxellales; Kickxellaceae
Exons: 10
Coding region: 1-2859 (952 amino acids)
Cellular component (GO): exosome (RNase complex)
Molecular function (GO): 3'-5'-RNA exonuclease activity; RNA binding
Source: RefSeq, a predicted model, not a curated record